CUUUAAUUUGGGUGUUGUGGUUGCAAAAGGGGAGAAUUUUUAGAACUCCAAUUCACCCCCCCUCUUGGAGUACAUUGAGUCAACAAUUGGUAUCAAAGCAAGGGCUCCAAUUUGAAGGUUUAACCACCUAGGAGUUGAUUGGGAAUGGCUCAAUUUCUAUCUUCUCAACCACUUGAAGGUUUGUCUACCACUAAACCUCCUUUCUUUGAUGGUACUAAUUAUAACUAUUGGAAGAAUAGGAUGAAGGUCUUCAUGCUUGCAAAUGUGCCCAAGGCAUGGGUUGUGACUAUGAAAGGUCCAUAUGUACCCAUGAAAAUUGUUGGAGAAAGGGAGGUGCCAAAGGAAGAGAUAGAUUGGAAUGAUGAGGACUUGGAGAAGAUCAUGAUCAACAACAAAGCAAUCAACAUGCUUCAAUGUGCUCUCAAUCCAACGGAAUUCCAUAGAGUUUCUGGGUGUGAUACGGCUAAGGAGAUGUGGGACAUGCUAGAAGUCACUCAUGAAGGAACAAGCCAAGUAAAGGAGUCAAAAAUCCAUAGACUCAUUUACAUGUAUGAGCUUUUCAAGAUGAAACCGGAGAAGAGCAUUCAAGAUAUAUAUACAAGAUUGAAUGACAUAGUCACCAAUCUCAAGGCUCUUGGUAAAGUCUAUCCUCCUCAAGAAGUGGUGAGAAAGGUUCUUCGAAGCUUGCCUAAGAGUUGGGAAGCCAAGAAGACGGCAAUUGAAGAAUCUAAGGAUCUCAACACUCUCAAGCUUGAAGAUCUCAUUGGUAAAUUGAUGACAUAUGAGAUAGAAGUGCAAAAUGAUGGUGGAGUUGAAGUAGUUGAGAAGAAGAAAAAGGAUGUUGCAUUCAAAGUUAGCAACCAAAAGGAAAAGAGUGAAGAUGAUGCUAGUGAUGGUGAAAACUUCUCCUCCUUAAUCUCUAGAGAAGUGAGGAGAUUUAUGAAGAAGAACAUCAAAAGCAAGCUUGCAAGAAGAGAUGAAGGAGAAUCUACCAAAAAGAGUGUGAAAUGCUAUGAGUGCAACAAGAUGGGGCACUAUAGAAAUGAAUGCCCCAAAUUGAAGAAAGGUGAGAAGAAAGACAAGAAGAGCAUGAGGAAGAAAGCAUUUGCCGCCACUCGGAGCGAUGAUGAGACUAGCUCAACGGAAAGUGAAAGCUCAUUGGAGAAAGGUGUUGCAAAUCUUUGCUUCAUGGCUCAAGAGGAUAUCAACAAUGAUGAGGAGGUAAACUCUAACUUUUCUAGUUCAAUUAAUGAAAGUUCCUUUGAGUAUUCUUAUGAUGAUUUAUGCAAAGUUCUUGAUUGCUCUAUGAAUGAUAUUAAGAGAUUAGGGAAUGAAAAUCUUGCUCUUACUAAAACUAUUUCAUUACUUAAAAAUGAGAUUGAAUCUCUUUAAAAAAAAAAUGAAGUUUUAGUUAAAGAGAAUGCUUCUUUAAAUGGUGAGAUUGCUUCUUUAAAGAAUGAGAAAGUUAAUGAUGAUUUAAGGAAGGAAAAUGAGGAUUUAAAGAAGAAAAAUGAGGAUUUAAAGAGAAAAACUUAUGAUCUUGAAAAUGUGAUUUCCAAAUUUACUUUGAGUAAAGAAAAAUUUGAUUC
Messenger RNA from Rubroshorea leprosula, 1589 nucleotides. The record is from the annotation of a GenBank genome assembly. NCBI's taxonomy places the organism in Eukaryota, Viridiplantae, Streptophyta, Magnoliopsida, Malvales, Dipterocarpaceae.